CUCCGAUGAGAGCCCGGAAGCGGCUGCGGCUGCCAGGAGCUCCACGUGGGCGCUGCAGCCAUGGAGGUGCGGGGCGGCGGCGGCCGGAGCGGAGCCCCGGAGGGACCGCUGCGUUUUGAGUGCCCGGAGGAGUUCGCUGCCAGCCCGUUUGCCCCUGGGCCGCCCCUCAGCCCUGAGUCACUCCGAAGCCCCUCGAAGCAGCUGGUGCUGAUCAGAGCCCCCGCUAACUUCAGCCCUGAGAGCCUCGAAGGCCACGCCGUGCCCCUCAUGGGCUUCCAGAUUCUGAAGGCGCCGCAGUCAGACGGGACCCAGAAGGUCUACCACGUCCAGGCGACUCCAGGGGACCGGGGUAGCAGUGCCCGCCUGCUCGUCCCAUCAGGCCACUUGGACCUCCUCACCUGCGCACCCCCUUUCAGCAGCUCCCUGACUUUUUGCGAGAGGUACGGAGACCCCAGUGCCAACCAGCCCCUCUUCCCUGUGGCAGCCAGACCGGCCCCCCAGAUCCCCGAAGGCCUCAAGCAGCGCUUCCUUCCUUUUGGGGGCUGUCUGAAGCGGCCCCCUCCCGUGCAGGAAGCUGCCGAGGAGCACCCGCGGAAGAAGAAGAAAAAGAAGCGGACCCUCGAGAGGGUGGCGGACCCCCAGGAGCACCCCCUGGUGAAGCAAGAGGAGUCCCAGGCGAGUGUAGGUCCGGAGGCAAUUUCCGAAGGGCUGGUGGUGCAAGGGGAGAUGGCCCCCGAGGAAGGGGCUGGGGAGGAGGGGCGCAGGAGCAAGAAGAAGAAGAAGGAGAAGAGGAAAGAAGAGCAGGAAGAGAGGGUGGUGGCACCUGGUGAGGCUGAGCCGAGGUCCCACACAGGGAGUAAUGGCAGCCCCGAGGCAGGGGGGAAGGCUGCACACAAGCAUAAGAAGAAACGGAAGCAUGAAGAGGAGGCAGCUGUGGUGCCGACGGCCUUGGUGGGCCCUGCCUGCCUCGAGACCGAGCCGGGCAGGGAGCUGAGCAGCCUGGGGGGCAGCCCCCAGGCCUGCCUGGCACAAGUCAAAGAGGAGCCUGAGCUUAGCCCUCCCAAGAAGAAGAAAAAGAAGAAGAGGGAGAAAGCCGAAGAGGAACGGGGGACGGUGUCGCUGGAACCCAGCUCUGUGAAGCAGGAGCCGGGGGGUUGGGGGGAGCUGGAAGCCCCCUCUGGGCCACCCGGAGGAGAGGGGCAGUGGGAAGGGGAGUCCUCUGAGCCCAGAGCGGAGGAGCUCAGCCAGAAGCAUCACAAGAAGAAGAAGAAGAAGCACAAGAGGGAGGAGGAAGCGUCAUGGAAGGAGGAGGCGGCGAGCGAGCAGGAAUGA
Podarcis raffonei (Aeolian wall lizard) is the source of this 1332-nucleotide messenger RNA. It is a transcript of the gene POLR1G, whose product is annotated as RNA polymerase I subunit G. Bases 61 to 1332 code for a protein of 423 amino acids. The transcript is spliced from 3 exons. Lineage: Eukaryota; Metazoa; Chordata; Lepidosauria; Squamata; Lacertidae. The record is from RefSeq and is a predicted model, not a curated record. Gene Ontology annotation, biological process: transcription by RNA polymerase I.